AUGGUCGACAAAAAGACUCUCGGUAAUUUGGGAAGUGUGGGAGUGGGAGCAAUUGCAAGUGAGCUCGGGUGAGUUCUUCAGCUGUCUGAUUUGUUAGCGUAAAGUCAAUUCCGCUAAGAGUUUGCUGCCUGCUUCCCAGCCCAUUACAGCAGAUUUCGCAAAACAUUAUCACAGACUACAUUAGCAACUCGGCACAGCCACACAUCAGCCAAUCGCCACCAGAUAUCCAACGACCGCCACUGAAGAGAUCCAUAUCCCGCCCUACCGCACGUAAGCCGCUCGCAAAUGGCGCAGGAAGCCUAACAGAAAGCCUGGUUCGCCGAGGCGGAGAAGUGUGCUUACGACAAUCUUUACUACAUACAACAUCAUUAGCGUCAGAAUCCUGGAAAGGACGUCCCCUGGCUGGACCCUGAGCCUCCGACAUCACGCGUCGAAUGGAAGCAACAGCUGCAGAUUGUUUAUACCAAGCUUCUCAAGCUUACAGAUCUCACCUCCCACCGCCUCUUGUACGUCAAUCCCUUCUUCUUGACCGAAGAAGAACAGGACCGCGCUCGACGAAGCGAGGAAACCGAGAAGACUCGCCGUGGAGGCGACGAGCUCCAACUCGCCCGCGACGUGUUCUUCAAUGUGAGUGCACUUUCGGCAGUCCAGAGACCAAUGUGCUAAUGCGUACCAAUAGCCCGCCAACGAAAAUCAUGUCGACAUUCCACACGUCGAGAAAGCACGUACGCAGUCCACCAGACUUCACUUAUACCGCAACGCAUGGUGCGAUAGGAGCACAAUUGCGAAAAUCAUCAACAAGUGGAAGACUCCCGGCAACCACGGCGACCUCAUUGCAGAUGUUAUGGAGUACCAGACGCUGGUUCAGCGAGGCACCUGCGACGCCAUGUCUUUGGCAAUGUUCAAUCUUUACCACCGCGUUGGCCCGGAACUGUGGGACAGCUGGACAGUAUACCCGCGGCGCAAAAUGCUCGUCCAGGUACUCGCAACCGUGUUGUAUCCGAUGACCGUUGUUCUAACGAUUUCUUCAGGUACACAAGCAGUUCCCUCUGACAAUCGACAUCCUACUGCAUCCUCUGGAGAAGUAUGCUGUGGAUCUCAUCGGCAUCAAUGUUGUCAAGUCCGCUGUUGCGGAUACAUUCAAGGAAUUCAACGAGUAUGUACCGCUUGGAAAUCUCAUGUGGCUCAUCUGGAACAUCUCACUAAUCCGCCACAGAUGCCGUUUCGUGCUUCUUGCCGAGGCCACCAUGUAUUGGCGCGUGGCCACAUUCUGGGACUGCAGGUGUGUCUGUACAGUUCUCCUUUCGAGUUGACAAAGGCUGACUUCUUCCCAGAGAACCAGUCUAUCACAUCUGGAAGACUCUUGGCCUUGAUGCCGCUGUGCAGAACAGCUUCGGCCUCAGUAUGGACGUGGGUGAGAUUCCAGCUGCACCAGGCGGCAAUUUUGCCACCAAUGCCCGUCGCGAGGUAAUCACGAGCACCCACGGGCAAUACGACCCAGUCGAUCUAUACUCUGGCUGAGGGCGCUCUCGUGAUGACAACAUGACAGCAUGACAAUCAGACAAUCAGACAAUCAGACAAUCAACUUGCUCCCAAGGAUCCGUACAUAACUCUGCCACAGAAUCAUGAGGAUGCAGACAGCAGCAGCAGAAUCCAUGCUGAAGUUUUUGCACCCUACGUCCACAGAGAGCAAAGCGGCAAAGAAGUGGAGCGUAGCAGACGUGUUUGCAGCGUUGCAGAAGUCAGUCCACCAGAACAAUCAAAAGCCGAGUUGCUCGGGAAGCAGGGAAAUGUUGUGCGCACCGUGUGGGAGGAAAAUCAGACAAAUGAGAAGACGAUCGAAUCUCACAAGAAGGAAAUCAAAAAGCUCCAGAAAACUGUAGAGGAAAUCAAGCGGGCGAGAGCUCUCGCCGAGGGCGAGGCCAAAGCUGUCGAGGCCAGCAGCAAGGCAUCCGGUCGAGAGAUCGAAGAGGCUGUCGCGGCCAUGAGGAGCGAAAUCCAGCAGCAGCAGCAGUCAGCUGCACAGGAAGCUGUCCACGACAACGACCUUCAAUGGCAGGAACAAAUCAACAACUUGACAACCAAACUCACAGAAGCGGAAGCCAAGGUCUGGAGCGUCGAUCAACACAAUCAAUCACUCUCCCAACAACUAGAUUAA
Molecule: messenger RNA, 2158 nt
Organism: Lecanosticta acicola
Lineage: Eukaryota; Fungi; Ascomycota; Dothideomycetes; Mycosphaerellales; Mycosphaerellaceae
Source: the annotation of a GenBank genome assembly